Messenger RNA from Pyricularia grisea, 789 nucleotides. RefSeq lists its product as uncharacterized. The transcript has a single exon. Lineage: Eukaryota; Fungi; Ascomycota; Sordariomycetes; Magnaporthales; Pyriculariaceae. The coding region runs from base 1 to 789 and encodes 262 amino acids. The record is from RefSeq and is a predicted model, not a curated record.
AUGGCCGCGCAACCAUACGCGCCAGGCGUGCCGCCGCUUCUCCUCACCAAACGCCUCUCGUCCUUCCUCCAAUCCAAUCUUUCCGCGCACGUCCAUUCGGCACUCAUCACGACAAUCUCGGGUAAGCUGCUCUCGUACGCGUCUCGACAGCCCGUCAGCACUCUUCGCACCCAAUGCACCGUAGCCGCCUCGAUAUGGGCCAUACAAACCGCCGCCGCGGCGGAGCCGCGCGGAGGUCACCGACGCGCACAGAGAGGUCAUGAGCGUGAUGAUUCGGAGGAGGAAGACGAGGAGGAGGAGGAGGGCAGUGAAGAUGGCCAGUCGGCCAGGAAGGGAGAGAGUGCGCUCGUCGGGGCGCUACCGCCUUCGGCGUCCGCAGAGUCUGUCGCUUCGGCCCGUGCGGGACGGCCGAGGAGCAUAACGGUGCAGCUGUCCGGUGCCGUGGUGGUCAUAAGACCACUCAAGAGCCCGCUGCUCUUCAUUUGCAUUGGUCCUUCUUCAGGUGCCGUCGAUUCCGGUGCGGCUGCCGCCUCGGACCUACCAGAGGAGCAUGCGCCCGCCGCCGAUGGCUCGGGCAGCCCGCCCCAGGUUACGGUGUCUGCGGCGAUAGGCUCGCCCUCGGAGACGACUAGCGUUUUGAGCGCUGCCCCAUCCACUGCCGCCACGGUCACCAGCGUGGGCGCCUCUGCUGCCGUCUUGACAAGGCGGCAUGCCGAGGAGAUGGCGAAGUGGCUGGAUGACAAACUGGAGACACUCUGGGUUCCGGAUGAAGGUGCUGAUGCCCGAUGA